This is a messenger RNA of Eimeria acervulina, 1434 nucleotides long. RefSeq lists its product as hypothetical. Bases 1 to 1434 code for a protein of 477 amino acids. NCBI's taxonomy places the organism in Eukaryota, Apicomplexa, Conoidasida, Eucoccidiorida, Eimeriidae. The record is from RefSeq and is a predicted model, not a curated record. The transcript is spliced from 8 exons.
AUGGGUGUAGGGGCCCCUGACAGCGGCUCUCUCCAGAGCAAGACCUGCGUUGAAUCAAGCCUGUCAGAAGUAGGGGAGGGAACAGAGGGAGUGCUACGGGGUUCGACUGAACCUCCACACCAAUUCGUAGGCUCUUCAACUACUCAAAUAGCCCAUCAGCAACAGAUGAGCGCAAGAGCCCCGUUGCUCCUCACGCCGCGGGAAGUGGAAGAUAUCUCGGAGCUUUGCUUGCAAGUUAUCGUUGAACACGAGGCUGAGAAAGCAUCUAUCUCUUCGCCAGCUCCACUGCAACGUCCGACAAACGCAAAUUCAGUCCCCGCAGCCACCACAGGGAGUCAUGGGAACGGCCAGAUACCGAGUGGUUCGCAGGCUGACUUAGGAGAGGGCACAGAGCGCAGUCUCAGCCAUCCGUCCAGCAACCCCGGGCCCUUUGCUGCUUAUGAGGCCUUUACGCAUGCAGCUGCCCAGCAGCUGCAUGCCACCAGUGCAACAGACAGCGGCGAAGCGUCGCAAGACCCCUCGGUGCCGGAGCAGAUUAAGGAGCCUUACUUUGUUGUAGAUGGGUCUAGCUGUUUGCAGGACGUGAAUCUGUAUGCAACGCGCACUAUUACUGUUCUGCUGCUUGCCGGGCCGUCUCCAACGCGCGUAGAGGACUUGAGGCGUUGCUGGAUGGCCCCCCCUAUGCAACUUCGAAAGAGGAACUUCACCGCGCUAGUCCUUGGCCGUACUGCAGCCAUCGCUGCCUCCGGCUUCGGCCUUCAGCUCCAGUCUUUUCAAGUGAAAGAUAAAGCAUGCCUUGCAGGAACGAAGUACGUCGUGUUCAGUCAAGGGCUUCGUUUCGGGCCUCACCUUCAGCUCGUUCGUUCAAGACGCGAAGAGGAGAUUCGGGGGUUCCUGCUUUUUCUCAGUCUGCAAUUACUCUCGUAUCAGGCGGAGUUGCCUUUAGAGGCACUAAAGGCCAGCAUACGCCUGGUGGGCCGACAAGAUCUACUGCAAGGUUUUGACGUGGUGCAAGUGCUGAUGGGCCCUACAGUAAAAUCCUCCCUCCUUAAGAAUGAUUUCCCUCUUGAGCGCGUCCGCUGCCUGCCCUGCAGAGGUUUCACUGCUCAAGGCAGUCCACUUCAGAGAGCCAUCUCAUACCUGCCUCUCUGCAGAGUGCUCCAGGUGUUGCGUCCUUCUGUAUGUACAGACCUCGAGUCUCUCGGAGAUCUGCUGUCCGAAUGCGAGUCUCUGAAGUAUAUCAUGGACAUUCUGUACAUAGUCCCUACAGAGCGCCUGUUGCAGGAGCUACAACUGGACAGUUUCCGUAGCGAGUGCAAGGCUACGUUCGGAGUUGAGCUUCCAGAUACUCGGCUGCUAGCACCUGAGGGAGAUGACGUAGAGGGCGGUGCCUCUGACACCACAGCAGCGCAGCUAGGCGACACUGCAGCUUAG